Molecule: messenger RNA, 456 nt
Organism: Talaromyces proteolyticus
Lineage: Eukaryota; Fungi; Ascomycota; Eurotiomycetes; Eurotiales; Trichocomaceae
Product: EthD domain-containing protein
Exons: 2
Coding region: 1-456 (151 amino acids)
Molecular function (GO): oxidoreductase activity
Source: RefSeq, a predicted model, not a curated record
AUGGCUGAAGCACUGGAAAUUCCAGCUCGCCCUGCCGGCGAUUCGCAAAGCCAGUUUCUCUGCCUAACUAUCUGUGGUUAUCGUCGGCCGGGUAUGAGUGAAACGGACUACAAACACCAUAUGACUCAAGUUUCGGCGCCAAUGACGAAGGACCUCAUGGUUAAGUAUGGGGUAAAACGAUGGACGAUGAUCCACAAUACAACCGAGACCCGCGCUCUGAUGAGCCGGCUUUUUGACGCUCAGAUGACAAAGCUAGCUGACUUCGACUGCUUCAGCCAGGUGGUGUUCAAAAGUGUAGACGACUACAAGAGAAUGAAGGAGGACCCAUGGUACAAGGAGCACCUGGCUGGAGAUCAUGAAAAAUUCGCCGAUACCAAGAAGAGCAUGAUGACGAUUGGGUGGAUCACCGAGUUCAUACGCGACGGCCAGGUGGUAGACGGAAUGAAGGACUGUUAA